Molecule: messenger RNA, 5786 nt
Organism: Cebus imitator (Panamanian white-faced capuchin)
Lineage: Eukaryota; Metazoa; Chordata; Mammalia; Primates; Cebidae
Gene: GXYLT1
Product: glucoside xylosyltransferase 1
Exons: 9
Coding region: 141-1502 (453 amino acids)
Biological process (GO): protein O-linked glycosylation via N-acetylgalactosamine
Molecular function (GO): UDP-xylosyltransferase activity
Source: RefSeq, a predicted model, not a curated record
CGGCGGCAGCGGCAGCGGCGGCGAGGGAGGAACUUGUUGCGCUCGCGGCUGCGCGGUGCCGCUUUCUCCGCUCCAGUUCGCCCUGGCGGGCGCGGUGCUACCAGCAGCGGCGACGGAGACGGCAGAACGCAGCCGGGGCGAUGCGGCGCUACCUGCGCAUCGUGGUGCUGUGUCUGGCCUGCGGCUUCUGCUCGCUGCUUUACGCUUUCAGCCAGCUCGCUGUGUCCCUUGAGGAAGGAGCGGGCGGCGGUGGCGGGAAGCCGCAGGCCGCAGUGGCUUCCUGGCUAGCGGGCGGCGGACGCAGCACCCUGAGAGGCGCGGGCCCCGUGGCGCAUCCCAGCGGGUCGGACAGGUGUAAAGAUUUCUCUCUGUGUUACUGGAAUCCCUAUUGGAUGCUGCCCUCUGAUGUUUGUGGAAUGAACUGCUUUUGGGAAGCGGCUUUUAGGUAUAAUCUGAAAAUACAGCCUGUUGAGAAAAUGCAUCUAGCUGUAGUUGCCUGUGGUGAAAGACUGGAAGAAACUAUGACCAUGUUGAAGUCAGCUAUCAUUUUCAGCAUCAAACCUCUUCAAUUCCAUAUUUUUGCUGAAGAUCAGCUACAUCAGAGCUUUAAAGGCAGACUUGACAGCUGGUCAUUUCUACAAACAUUUAAUUAUACGUUAUACCCCAUAACUUUUCCAAGUGAGAAUGCAGCAGAAUGGAAAAAACUCUUCAAACCAUGUGCUUCGCAGAGAUUGUUCUUGCCGUUAAUCCUGAAAGAAGUUGACUCACUAUUAUAUGUCGACACUGAUAUCCUUUUUUUACGACCAGUUGAUGAUAUUUGGUCUUUCCUAAAGAAAUUUAAUUCUACACAAAUUGCUGCAAUGGCACCAGAACAUGAGGAACCUCGAAUAGGAUGGUAUAAUCGCUUUGCUAGGCAUCCAUACUAUGGAAAAACUGGAGUAAAUUCUGGAGUUAUGUUGAUGAACAUGACUCGAAUGAGAAGGAAAUAUUUCAAGAAUGAUAUGACAACUGUACGACUACAAUGGGGAGAUAUACUUAUGCCAUUGCUUAAAAAAUACAAACUAAACAUCACAUGGGGUGAUCAAGAUCUAUUGAAUAUCAUGUUUUCUCAUAAUCCAGAAAGCCUUUUUGUUUUUCCGUGUCAAUGGAAUUAUCGACCAGAUCAUUGUAUAUAUGGAAGCAAUUGCCAAGAAGCAGAAGAAGAUGGAAUCUUUAUUCUUCAUGGGAACAGAGGUGUUUACCAUGAUGAUAAGCAACCGGCAUUUAGAGCUGUUUAUGAAGCACUGAGAAAUUUCUGGAGGCUUGGAAGUCCAAGAUCAGGGUGUGGGCUGAUUCCUUUCCUGGUGAAGUUUCUCUUUUUGGCUUGCAGAUAUCGGGUCUUGCUGUAUUGCACACGAUGGUCUAUAGCUCCUAGACUCAAGCAAUCCUCCUGCUUCAGCUUCCCAAGCAGCUGGGACUACAGGUACAUGUCACCACUCCUCGCUCAGACAUUUUUCUUUUGACUCCAUCUUCAAGUAGCCCCAUCUCUUUGAAAAGUGCUUUUUGAAAAUUGUUGUACUCUUUUGUUUUUAGAGAGGCACUCUUUUUUUUUUUUUUAUUAUGGUAAGCUGUUCUAUUUUGUUUUGAAGAGAGUAUUUCUAGUUUGUCUUUGUUUUUCUUAGUUUCAUCAUGCACAGACUGAGAGUCUUAUGCUUUCAGUGGAAGCUUUACAAUUGCACAUCUGGUUGCUCAUUGCAACCUUUAUGGGCGUAGUCCUGUCUAGAUGUAAAAAGUUGAACACAGAUUUGUUUUGUUGCAUAAAUUAAAAAUUGAGUCAUUGAGUUUGAAUACAUAAAGGAUUUAGAUUUCACUUUUUUUGAAAUGUAAAAAACCAGCAUCAUUUAGAAUGAAGUAUGUAUUUCAGUACUUAAGAAUAACAUAGUUUACCAGAAUACUGAAAAUGGUAUCAUAAACACUAAGUACCAUACUAUCAGUUUUUGAUUCUCUUUCCUCUUCUUUUUUGUCUUUCUGCUUCCUGAGCUCUUAAUUCAGAUUUGUAAAAUGACACGAGUGUGGCUGAAUUGUGAAUUAUGUAGACCCUCAUGACUGCACCUGUGAAUUUGACCACUUUUUAGGAGCACCUUUUAUUUCUUUAAGGAAGUGCUUGCUUACAUUUAAGCAACUGACUUAAAAAUUGGCUUUUUGCAAUGCACCAUGUCUACUAGUCAAUGUUUGAAAAUAUUAAUUUUAUAUAUAGUUCUUACACUACAGUAAGAAAAGUUGGACGGGGACUUAACUGGUGAACAAGGAUAAGAAUCUAAGCCUUAACAACCAAUCUGACAGCCCCUAUUGAAAACUUAUUUGAGCUAGUGAGUUCUGCCAAGUGAUGGUGUUCUUUUAUAAAACUCAUGUCACAAACUAAAACAUUUGCCCAAAUUAACCUCUCAUAAAUCUAGCCUCAGGCGUGAAGAAACAUCUAUGUAAAGAUUGCAUUCACAAGGGAUGUCAUUCCCCAUCAUAUCCAUGUCAGUGUACCUAUCCUUGAAUUUUUUUAAGCAUUAGGGUGAGCUAUAUGAAAUUGCUUUGUUUUUGGCAAAAAAGUAGUCAAGCAGCAGCAGUUUCUUAUGGCAUAACCUAUAAUUUGUUUACUGAAGAUGUUAUUUCUAACAUCUUUUUCUUUCCAAAUAUUUUUGGGAAUAUUAUAAUAAAAAAUAAGCAUAGUUUACCUGUUUCAGUCUGUCCUACUUGAAUUUAUUAAUUGAAGCUGAAUUAAUAAAUAUUCACUGGAAUCAGAUAUUGGGAGAAAGUGGCCAAAGGAAGCAGCCUCUGGGUAUCACUGUCCAGGUCCCCAUCAGAGUAUGUUUCCAGAAUCUUAGGAAUGGCAGUACCAUAGGUGAGGCGUCUGAGGUGUUUGUGGCUGUUCCUUGACAUCCUGUUCACCAUUUUUUGUCUGGUCAUAACACACAAGCUCCAAACCAUCUACAUUACAAAGCCAAUAUCUAGUCCUAAACAGCACGUUUUCAUUCAUCAUUGAAAGAAUCUUGGUGGCCUGCUUUCGGCACUGAAAAUAGACUGCAUUAAAAUAGAAUUACAUACCAAGUGCAAUUAAGAACAAACCAGGCAACUUGGUGCAAAGUUUCAGCUUUUUUAGGAAAGCAAGACUUAUUUUGAACUAUUUUCUUUAAAUUCUAUUGUUACUGUAAAAAUAUUUACUUUAAUAACUCAAAAGAUGCUGUUUCUUUUAUAACAUAGUUGAAUACAUUUUUCUUCUGCAACAGUUCUUUUUAUAUUUGUAUAACUAUCCGUUUGUGUGUAUGGCAUUAAUUUUAUGAUACUUAAAAUGAAUGUGAGGGAAAGCACUGUAAUUGGGGUCAGAUACUUUUAUUAUGAAAUGCACGCUGUAGUUCUAUAAAGUGCAUACAUUAAAACAUUAUAAACUAGGUUAUACAUUUCAUUUUUGUCUGAAAUCAGACAAAUUUUAUCCAGAAUAUCAGGCACAAAGAAAAUAAAAAUAAAUGCAAAAACUUGCACUAUAACAAAUAAAUCUCAUCAUGUAUUCCUUUAUACUGGAGAGAAUUGCUUUUCAAAGGAGUCCAGGUCCCACUGGAAGGACCCUUCCAUACACCAUGCAAUUUCUAGCAGCCUCGGCUCUCCCCUCGACGGACAGCAGAUGGCGCUGCGCUUCCCUUUUUGCCGCCUCGGUGACGGGACAGGAACCCAACUUUGGCAGAGCUGAGUUGAAGAUUGCAAGCUACCUAUUUGGAGCUAGGUGAGCAAUGGAAACUACGCAUUUAGAAUCACAAUUUACCUCGCUUCAUACUGAUUUGCGCUCUGGAGGACGUGCAGUUUCUGUUAUUCGUGAUCCAGAGGGCUGCGUGUGUUGGAUUAACCGGGCUCAUACCGCUUCCACACUGCUUGUCAGGAGAAGGUUACUCAGGGCAGGUUGAAAGACUGUUCUUAGCAGCACUCAACCAACAUCAGCAAACGGACAUUCCCUUCUUCCUCACAACCAGUUUGUAUUUAUGAAAGAUCCCUUGGUGCUCUUUAGUGGGCUGUGGUGACAAGAUGUGAUUUGUAACUUUGAGAAGUUUGUGGUCAAGAAGGUGACCUACAGAUAUUCAGUCAAAACUAAAUAACCACAGCUAUGCUUCUCUGUGUUUCUGCUUCAUACACUAAUUGUGUUCAGGGCUCCCCAGCAAUCUGUCCUCUCUUUAGUCUUUUGGUCUGUACCUGCUUUCUUCUUCUAAGUCUGUUCCUUUGGGUAAAUUUGCAUGUGUUGACCUUGGCAAACGGAUAUAUUUAGCUUUGUUUUCUUAAAUAACUUUAUAGAAAUGUUUUUUAGUGGGAAAAUAAUGACAUUGAGUAUAAUAAUCAUGUAGUUUUCAUCUAGUUGGGAUCUUAGGGAUUAUUUAAUGCAACUGAUUAAAUAAUACUGUGAGAAAGUGAUGCCUACCCAUGUGCAAUGUCGUGCUCAGUUCACACACAGGCAGAGUGAGAACUCUGACCCAGGUUUCCUGAGCAUCAGUCUAAUAACCCAUCUGACGUUAUGCUCGACUGUAUUUUUAAACAGGGUACAGAUCAUAAAUGUCAAGGUUAAUUUAUCUCCCUGCCAUGCAGCUCAUGGAUGGAUUUUGGUCACACUCAUUGCAUAGCCAUAUGUGCAAAUUCCUCCCCACCAUUCCCCCCAGUCAGUGGCUCGGUUCUCUUUGCUGCUGUUCCCUUUUGUCACACCUAUGCCAGGCACUAGCCCUGUUGUGCUGGAGCUUCCUCUCUAGACUAUGAGGUUGUCGGGAACAGUCGUGGUGUCUCUCACUCAUGUUUGUGUUCUCUGUGUCCUGCGUAGUGUCCAACAUCUCAUAAGCGCUCGGAAAUGUUGACUGAAGGAGUGAACUUUUGAUGGAGACUACCUUGAAAGUGGCAAACCAGGGUGCGGUGGGAAGCCCUCCUCAGGCUCUGAACAUAGAGACACACUGGAAAUAUAAGAGAAAGCCUUAAAUGUAGAGCUAAGCUUGAAAGUGAGAAAAGACACUCUUACAUGCUAAAAACAAAACAAAACAAAACCAAGCAACAGCCAGAAUUCAGAAUGCUGCAGAGUAGAAGCAGAACAGGACUGGAAUAGGCAGCAGGAAAGGAGACAUUUUCAGCAGGAUGAAUUGCAAGUGAGUUUAUAUCCACAGACCCUUACAUGACAGGGAACCAUUCUAUCUUUGUACCUGAGCUUUGUUUUAUAUCUAGAUGCAAGGCCCCAGCACCAGGGCACAAAAAGUUGAAUAAUGACUGCAUGCCCUGGAAAUCCCUUCUUUUGUGGAGCUCAAAGGUACCACAUAAGCUUCUUUGGGUUUAUAUAUUUUGAAGGAUAACUGAUGCUAGAGACAAUCUAAUAAGUCAGUGAAGGACAGGGGUCCCUGAAGUCACUUUAAACAACUGUGGCCUCUACAGGAAACAAAGGGAAAACAAGGAAAAACCCUAAAUUAGCCAACAGGCUGUUUAAUAAACCAAUUGUCUUAUUCCAGACGAUGCUGCCCAUUUACCUCAAAGUGUAGUUUAUGGAUGUUUGUCAUCCUGUUCUUUCCUUAUUUGUGUAGUGGGAAAAAUUUGCAAUCACAAAAUAAGUUCUGUAAAAGAUUUCAUAUUUCAUUGAAAAACUUCAACAGAAACAUGAUUGUGAGUGCCCUAUAUCCCAGGGUUUGUCAGAAAUUUAUUUAGAGCCAUUAUUGGGGCUCUUUCCACCUCCCUUGGGUUGUAUAAUAUGGUUUGGAUUUCUGUCCCCACCCAAAUCUCAUGUUGAAUUUGAGGAAGCUCCUGGU